AGAGAGCGUGGCAGUGGAGAGAGAGAGUUUGGGCCGAACGCUGUUCAAGCACCACCACCCUGUCCUUCUGCCGUCGUCGAGUCGCCGCCGCCGAAUUCGUUCGUUGGCGGGGCCGCAUCUUUCCACCCAAGUCUUGUCUCGUCGCCCUCUUCCUCCUCCUCUUCUCCCGCCCUCUACUGGUGCUGGACGGGCGUGGACUGGAGAGCUCAUCCAUCCGGUCCGGCCUUGGGUCUGCUUUCUUCUUUUCUUGAAGUUGCCCUUCCAUGGCCACAUCCAAGGAGCAGGCUUCGAAGCAAUAUGUUGAAUUCGAGGAGAAGGUUAAGAGGACGAUAUAUAUCGACCAGCUUUCUCAUCGAGUUACAAGCUCGGUCAUUAAAGCAGCUCUUUCCCAGUGUGCAAAUGUCGUCAAAGUGGAGUUCAUUGUGAACUACACAAUCCCAUAUGAUAUCCCUUCGGCUGUGUUGGUGGAAUUGGAUGAUGAAGCACAAGCUAAGGCCGCUGUAGAAUUGAUGGAUGAUUUCCCAUUCAUAAUUGGUGGAAUGCCGAGGCCUGUAAAAGCUACCUAUGCAAAGGCUGAGAUGUUCCGGGAUCGCCCUCCUUGCCCUGGCAUUAAGAAAGAGUUCCUCUGGCUAAAACAAGGAGAUGAGGGGUAUGAAGCAAUGAAGAAAAUGAAACUCCUUACAAAGAGGCAAGAAGCACAGAAUAUGUCACUCAUCAAGAUUCAGUUGGAAGAGGAGAAGGAACUGGCAAAGCAGCAGCAGGAGUUACUUGAUGGAAACUGCAAGAAGUAUGACAUGCUCGAGAGUGUCAUGCAAAAUGGAGCCAUCAAGAACCUUGCACACCGUUAUGGAAUAAACCUCAAUGACUGAUCUGUCUUGACGAUCCAUGAAAAUGCUCCUAAGAGUACAACACGUGGUAUUUUGCUGUAGUGGGCAUAUCACUUUGUUUUGUCCUGGAGCAUUGAUAAGUGGUGUGAUAAUGUAAUAAUCCAAUCGCUAAUUGGAUGAACAGGUAUUAGUUGUGAUCCAGUAGGUGCAUCCUCCAUGCAACAUUGCCCCAGUAUUAGGAGCCAAUGACGGCAUCCUUGGUGUUACAGCUGUUCCUGCGUUAUGAACCAAUGAUGGCAGCCUUAGUAUAUCCAGUGCAGCCUUUUGUUUCUAUAUGUGGUAACAUCGCAUCGAAAGUAUUAACUGUUACUUUGGUUUGAUA
Phragmites australis (common reed) is the source of this 1209-nucleotide messenger RNA. RefSeq names its product ASI1-immunoprecipitated protein 1-like. Bases 264 to 869 code for a protein of 201 amino acids. NCBI's taxonomy places the organism in Eukaryota, Viridiplantae, Streptophyta, Magnoliopsida, Poales, Poaceae. The record is from RefSeq and is a predicted model, not a curated record. The transcript has 3 exons. Gene Ontology annotation, molecular function: RNA binding.